Messenger RNA from Octopus sinensis (East Asian common octopus), 1250 nucleotides. RefSeq lists its product as uncharacterized. Bases 1 to 1065 code for a protein of 354 amino acids. The transcript has 6 exons. The record is from RefSeq and is a predicted model, not a curated record. Lineage: Eukaryota; Metazoa; Mollusca; Cephalopoda; Octopoda; Octopodidae.
AUGUCUAAUGAUCCAAAUUGCAGUGAAAUUGAUAAAGGUUAUAAGCGGGUGGCUAUGGUGGAGGAUUUCUUUGAUAUUAUUCAUGGAGUCCAUGUUGAAAUGGACGGACGCGGUGGGAAGCAUGCGGGACAGAAACGUACCUAUCGUGCUAUCGCAGAAACGUAUGCAUUCCUACCGCGAGAAGCCGUCACCAGAUUUCUUAUGUCCUGUUCUGAUUGCCAAAAACGAAUGCAUCUGACUGGGGAAAAUAACACCAACAGCAGCAGCAGCAGUAACAACAACAAUAACAACAGCAGCAGCAACAACACUAACAACACCAACAUCAGUAGCAACAACAACAGCAACACCUACAACUUCACCGGUGUCGGUGGAAUUGGAGGUGUGGGCAAUGCUGGAAUUGGUGUAGGAAGUAUUGCCGGUUCCGUCGGGGGCGGAGGUGUCGCUGGUGGAGGCAUUGGCGGCAGUAUCGGAACCAAUACGGCCGGUGUGGGCGGCAAUGGCAACAGUGGACAAAUGAAGAACAUCCGGGUCACUGAUGAUCCACCUAUCAUUGACUUCAGCGUGCCUAUAACCCAGACAUAUCUAAACCACAUGAGAAAUAAAGGGUACUAUUACCAUGACGACGAAAGUUUAUCAAGUGGUGAGAGUGAGAUGAGCACCGAAAGGACCCCAUCACCUACUCCGAACGAGUGCAACAGUCCAAAACUGUUGGAAAACAUUAAAGAAGAGGCACCCGAUUGUGAAAAUGGUCCGAGUAUCGGCGUAGGAGUCGGCGGUGGAGGUGGAGGCGGUGGUGGAAGUGCCACCCCUCCGCUGGGGAGCAGAAAAACAACAACAACAACAACAACAAUAUCAGUAACAACGGUGCCAGCAGCCCAAACAACAACAACAACAACAACAGCAGCAGCAUCAUCACCACUACUAGUACCACUUGCACUACAACCACUACCAACAUUAUUAACACCAACACUAACACGAACAGCAGCAACAGCAGCAGCAGCAGCAUCAACACCACCACCAACAACAGCAGUACAACCGCUGGUGGUUGCGUCGCAGGAGGAGUAGCAGGAGGAGGGGGAGGAGGAGGAGGCGGUGUUGGCGGUGUAGGCGGUAGUGGUAACGGCAGCAACAGUAGUAGUAGUAGUAGCAGCAGCAGCAGCAGCAUUUAUCCGGAAAUUUCCAUCAAAUCUGAAACGCUAGUCGGUGCUGACUUAGGCGGCGGCGGCGGCAGCGGAGGAGGAGGAGGUGGU